AUGCCAUGUGUAACAGUUAACGUAGACGACGAUAUUCUUCACUUGAAAAAACUCGAUUUUGGUGUUGUAUCGAAAUCAUCGACUUCUCUGCUGUUCAUAUUCUAUGCUGACUAUUCUGGAGACAAUGUGCAAAUAUUUAAAGUGAUGCAUGCGAUGAAUCGAGUAGCAGAUUUUUCCGUUAACUACAUUCUCAUUAUUUUGAGAACAUCAUCAAAUUUGGAUAGAGGCGUAGAAAAUAUCUUGCAACAUGCCUGGAGACAAUCGAUGUUGAACAUGGUGAUUGCCGAGAAUCGUCAGCCUUUGAAAACCUUCGAAAGGAUCCUAUUUAUCGUCGUUGUCAUACUGGCGUUCAUGUAUUCGAGUGAUAUUUACGCUUCAUUCACAACUCUUGGUAUUGAUCCCUUGAAAACUGUACCUUAUUUUAGCACACGUUUCUGUCCAGAAAUGGCAAUGGUGCACCGUAAUGUUUGCUGUAUCAUGACUAGAAUCGAAGCUGAAUAUUACAAGUCUCAGAGUCACACGAAUGAUGGUCAAUAUAGAUUGCAAGUCGCUAAGCCAAGUUUUUGGUCCGAUACCGGAGUUUUUCACUUUCGUUGGAAUUUGCCUGGUAAAACUAAUAUGAAAAAAAUCAUUGAGAAUUUUCGCGAAGCGGGUAUUUUGAAUAAGUUCUAUGCAACACCCUACAUGCACCCCCAAAAUGACCAAAAUGAUAAUGCAUACGAGAUGGAUGAACAAUCACAGAUUCAUCUGCUGAGACAACUAGUCAUGCUCGCUGUAAUCGGAAAUUCACUUGCUGUCAUCGUAUGUAUUGGAGAACUACUCGCUCAUCGCUUCAAAAAUUCGGUUAAGGGAAAGGUCAAACUCAAUCUAUGUGGCGUUUUCAGAAGGAGAAUGAAACAAAUCCAGACCUACUUAUUAUUGACAUAUAGAACCUUAAAUGUGCAAGUUGUAUUGCUCCUCAGGGCAAUGCGAAAAUACAAAAUACAACUCUUGGACCGACGCCGUUGGCCGAAGUGGUUGAAGUCAUUUAGCCGGACUGCGGAUCGUCAGGCGCAGAUUUGAGUCUCGCGCAGGGCCAUUGAGAUUUCUCAUUGAUGAUUUUUCCCAAUCGGAUUUCGACCAAUGAAAGCGCAGUACUUGAGGCUACCCGACAGUUUUAUUUCAGAUAUUUCCUCUUAGCUUUCGAAAAAAUCGUUAGAGAUCAGGAAGUUUCCCUACUCUACGUAAUAUAUUUCGCCUGCCAAAGAGAUGUGAAU
Diachasma alloeum is the source of this 1256-nucleotide messenger RNA. RefSeq lists its product as uncharacterized. NCBI's taxonomy places the organism in Eukaryota, Metazoa, Arthropoda, Insecta, Hymenoptera, Braconidae. The record is from RefSeq and is a predicted model, not a curated record. The transcript is spliced from 3 exons. The coding region runs from base 1 to 1062 and encodes 353 amino acids.